Molecule: messenger RNA, 420 nt
Organism: Balearica regulorum gibbericeps (East African grey crowned-crane)
Lineage: Eukaryota; Metazoa; Chordata; Aves; Gruiformes; Gruidae
Source: RefSeq, a predicted model, not a curated record
AGGACCACAGCUUUCCUCCUCCAUCAGGCUUUCCAAAACAAAGACGACAUCAUCUCCUACCUCCAGGGAAGAAAAGGUUAUCCGCAUAGGGAGACCUCUGCCCAGCGGCUACUGGAAAACCACAUCCAGACCAUUACGAGCAUCGUUAAAAAGCUCAGCCAGGACAUUGAGGUUUUGGAGAGGCAAAUAAGAAUAAGGGAUGGUGCCACAGUAGAAACUAAUUUUGCUGUUCAAAGUCUGGACCAUAAAUACAUCCAGGGUCUUGGAGACCUGCGUGGAAGAGUGGCAAGAUGCGAGGCAAGCAUUGCGAAGCUCUCGGGAGACAUCAGUAUUAUCAGGCAUGAGGCCCAGAAGACUGAUAAAGAGAUUUAUGGCCUUCACUCUGCCCUCAAAAAUUGUGUAAGCGAUUUUGAGAAGAAG